Molecule: messenger RNA, 4146 nt
Organism: Styela clava
Lineage: Eukaryota; Metazoa; Chordata; Ascidiacea; Stolidobranchia; Styelidae
Source: RefSeq, a predicted model, not a curated record
GACAAAUUUUAGCAAUUGUUUGUAACUUUGUACUUGAUAAAUCUAUAUUAUGGCGUCAAUAACAAAUCUCACUUACAAACUUCUGAGCGUAAAACAUCUAUGCGCUGUUAGGAAUUUGGUCGAAGAACAUUUCACAUCUACGUACUUAUUGGGAGUAUACUUAAAUUGGACGAAAGAAGAUCUGAUUCCUGCAUAUUAUUCUCGGAUAGAGUCUUUCUUAAGGCAAGGAAAUUCACUCGGGGCAUUCAGUGAUAAAGAUGCUAAAUUACGUGGAGUUGUCAUCAAUGUGGAACACGACGAUAAUGAAAAAAUAAAAUAUGAAAAAGCACUACAUAUCAGUGAAAAGACAGAUACUAUAAAUCGGCUCAUGGUGGCAAUUGGAGUAAAUCAAUUAUCUGACAUUCUUGGAACCAAAAAAUUUUGGGAGAUGAGAAUGGGAACUGUGCAUCCAAGUUACAGAAGGAAAGGACUAUUGCCUGAACUUACAAAAAGAUCUACAGUUCUUGCCAAACAAAGGGGAAUUGAGAAACUUGUAGCAUGUCAAACAUAUAAUAAAGCUCUGGUAGAACCUUCGAAAAUGGACGGAUUUGAAGUAAUUAGACACAUUGAAUUGAAAAACUAUCUUGACCCCGUCACAGGGCAAAAAGUUUUCUCGGGGAUGAAACCACCAAAUGACGUGCAAGUUUUAAUCGCUAAAACUUUGACUUAGUGAGAUCCUGUGCUCUCACAUCAGGGGUCGGCAAACUGUGUCACGCGAGCUAAUUUGUUGCGGCCCUCGAACGACCUGACAUUUAAUACAUACAACAAAAAAUUGAUCCUAAAUUUAUUAUUCUACUACACUAGUCAUUACACGGAUUUAUGUGUUAACAAGUGCAGCUGUACGGCACUUGUUUUGUAAUAAGUAGCAUCAGUUGUAUGUCGCUCGAGAUGAAUUUGAUUUUUAAAAGAAAAGGUAAAAAUGUCUUGGAAACGGAGGGAAGUUUGCGACGAGAGUCGAACAUUUUUUUGGUAAACAUUUUGUAAAAUUCUAAGAGAAUACAUUUGUUCCAUGCGAUGGUAUGGCAUUCCUCCAGUUGUAUUUAAGGUCGUAUACUUCGAUGAAGUUUGAUUCAAAUUGAUCAAUAUGGCUUUUGAAUUUAUUAAGAACCUUAUUUUGUAUUUCCUGUAUAUCCCAUGCAUUUAUGAAACUAUUGUUCCUAUAUCUAGACGAAUUUUUAGGUUUAUUAUCUCCAGUAUUAAAUUGCGAAGAUUUCCAUCACCACUGUAUUGUUAUGGCCCUCGUAUGUAUUUAAAAAAAUAUUUUGUCGUUCAAUGUUUAGCAAGUUUCCGGUUAUGGCUUGUACACUUCGGGUGAUGGAAUUAUGAAUUUUUAUAUACGUAGGACACGAGAGAAAGAUGUGCGGAGUUGUAUCGACGGCUCUUUUACAGAAAUUGCAUGCUGGUGUUUGGAGCUGCGGGGUUCCGAAGUUUCUCAGCAGGCCGUAAAUCCAUUUGCGAUGUCUCAACAAAUAUGCGUCGCGUUUAAUUCUAUACGACACUUCGCGUUCUUGGUUUGUGAAAAGUGACUUUAAACUGGGUUCUAAAUAGUUUAAAUUCAAAUAGUUUUUCUUAACCAAUCAGUAUUAUCUUGAUUGUUUUCAUACAAUCUAUCUUGUAGUUUAUGAUAGAUUGAUCUCAAUGUCAAAUCUUGCCAAUCGUCGGGUUCUAAAUUCAAUAUCUGGUUAAUGUUCAAAAUGUGUUGCCAGUGGGCGUCGAUUUGAAUCGCAGGAGGAAAAGAGUUGCUGUAUAUAGAUUUUUUUAUUGUUUCAAGCCUCGAACCGAGAGUGUAAAAACCCUCGAAAUGCCAGAAUUUGCUUGGUUCUUUAAUAUUGUAGAUGGUUGCUAAUUUCUGGAAUAGGCAUGCAUAUGACUUUAGCUUCAUGUCGACCAUACCGAUUCCGCCCUUCCUUAUGGGUAGGAGCAUUCCAAAGUGCUUGGACGCGAGAACAUUUUUCGUUCUUGCGCAUUCCAAAACCAGUUUGCUCGAUAUGCCCGGUCAGCAUCGCAGGUACUAAUUAAGGGAAUUAAUGUUAAACUCGUUAUGAAACGUGUCAUCAAAAAUUCGUCAUCUGAGCGACAGUGCAAAACGUGUAAUCUGCACGUUCGGAAGCUCAUAAUGCUUUAUCUAAAACGCAUUACACUUAGAAUAAAUUUCGUACUCGCUUGUCAGAUCGUCAUUUGGACGACCGCGGGCAAUGUGACAUAGAAACAUCAUCCUUCACAUUGAUAAUAAGUAAACAAAAACGAUGUAUUGUUUGAUAAGAUAUGAUAAAAGGCCACAUAUACGCCUCAUUCUUGCAGGCUUUUAACACAGCAAUAGAAGGUGCGAAUGCGCUAUUAUUUGAAGUUUAAUGUAGUGAUUGUUCGAAGGCGGAAAUAUUGCGGCCCGCGCGCUACCGGAAAUGUGUAUAUUUGGCCCGCAAAUACAUAAAGUUUGCUGACCACUGCUGUACAAGGAGAACGGCAUAACUACGCUAACUCGUGAUUUUGCCCAGUCCGCGUGUGACUUAAAUAAUGCAUUAGAAAAUAUAGCCUACGUAUUUUUCUCAUUCCCGCCUCAAAAGUGAACAUUGUGUUUUUAAUUAUGCUUACUGCAUUUCGAUAAUUAAAAAAAAAACAGUUACGUUGAAUUAUCUUUAUGUUUUAGAAUAAACCCAAUGCCCCGUCCAUGGUCAAAUAUUUUUGAAAACAUUUUUAUUAAUAUGAAAAUUGAAUUGAAUAUUUACAAGAAUUUGUUACUAUAUAGCCUACUGACAGUGAGAAAAGAUUAAUUUCUUUAUCUUCCAGAUGCUGUGAAGUUUGCUAAUAGUUUUCAAUUUCAGCAUUCAUACAGGUUAAAUAUUAUACAAUAUUUUACAAUAUUUAACUCCUUUCUAAUCUAGAAGUUUCCGCUUACCAAGUAUUACUUAUAUAUUUAAUGAUAUUAAAAAACAUCACAAAAAUUGGUGAUAUUUUUAAAAUUUGUAGUUCUAUGUUGCAGUUAGUAUAUUAAAUAAAUUACGCAGCUUCUGAUUGCUCGUCGAUGGUUUUCAUAGUCUUCACUGUCGUGACAUUGAGUUAUUAUUGGACUUGGAAUAGAAAUAUGGGUCGAUUUUCUAAAUUGUUGGUAUUUUUGUAAGAAAAAAGCUCCUGACUGUAAGCAAAUGACCAAGCAAGUUUCUAUUUUUCGUACGCCAAGAUGGUUAUUACUUUUAUUUGUUUAAAUUUUCUUAUGUGGGUCUUUGGGACACGAUAUUUCACCCCUAAUGGGACACAGGGAAUUGGAAGGGGCGGAGAGAAUUUGGAGGGAAACCACAAUACUAAGCGCAAAAUCGUUCUUAAUGCGAAUUCGUUUGCAUACUUUUCCAAUUAUAAGAAAAUUGUUUUUCUUAGUUUCACUAUAACUAAAGGACUAUUUCCAGUCACAUGGUGUUUUCACUUGUGUAUAAAUUAUUUGAUCAUAAUGUGAUUUCUACCUACUAAAAUACCACUACAAGUAGGCUAUCUCUGUGCUCUGCGAAAACUAACUUUUGUAGUAGGUUGACAGGCCGUCUAACGUUCAGAAAAGGGUUGAUCUAUUAUACUUUCGGCAGUUUCACGAGACUGCGAGUCGUCGUAAAAAUGUUAUAGACACAGAAAAAUAAAUUUUCAAAUAUUCCCAGGAGAAGCCAAUUGGAUGACAGUUACGUUGUCUUCAGUUUUACCAAAUUAAAUCAAAAUGGACUAGAUUUCGAAUGCGCAGAAUGUGUACCUUGCUCGUAUUUUUGGAUUGAUGAACAGUGGGGAGCCACGAGUGCUAAAAGCCUCCGAAAGGGUGCCACGGACCAUGAAAGGUUUGAGAACCACUGAUCUGGAGUUCGUAAGGUUUUAUCGUACCGGGUAAACAUGUAAUUGAUAAUUGCUCUCUUGUUUUAUUGUCAUAUACUCAUAUGACAUUUUAUUAAAUUUUGCCGAGAAUUCAUUGAUUCAUAAUUUAUUCAAACCUGUAUUCUUGAUUGCAAGAUCUGGAUUGUGUAUCAUAGGCUUAAGCAUUUGUUAAAUCGUUCGAUUGAACUUUUCCACUUGUCCAUCAGAACGAGGGUAAUAUGGUGGGGUAAUUUCGAAGUUUUAGAAACAAUUAGAGUAAUA